AUGAGCGUAGUCGGAUCAACAAAUGGUAGUGGCUCUCUUUGUUUUCAGCUCCUGCUGUAUUGUUGUUGUGGUUGGAGCUGCAUUUGGUUCAUUGUGACAUUGUCACUCCUUAUUUACAAGGGUACAGUGCUCUACUUUCCACCAGCAGCGCAGCCGAUGGAAAUUGUCUCAUCCUUCCUACUGUUAAUGGUAGAUGUCGCCGCUUUUUUUCUUGGUUCACGAGGGAAUAUCACAGAAGAAACAACCCCGAUGAUUUUCUCUAUUAUUCUUCUUCUUGUUGCAGUGCUGGGGGCCAUGUACUACAUGUGGUUCCAGACAUAUGUUAUGAUGCUCGAUUUGGCUUUCUCUGCCACUCUACUUGCCUUUAACGGACUGGGGCUUCUAGCCGGUUUUUAUGGUUUGCAGGCAAUACUGCUUGCGAAACGAGCUCCGCGACACAAGUUUGCACCACCACCACCAUCAUCACUUCAGCAGCAAGAGCAAGAAAAAAAUAUGCCCACGUUUCUUCGCGAUCAUAUUAUGCAGCUGAAAAACGACUAG
Molecule: messenger RNA, 540 nt
Organism: Trypanosoma theileri
Lineage: Eukaryota; Euglenozoa; Kinetoplastea; Trypanosomatida; Trypanosomatidae
Exons: 1
Coding region: 1-540 (179 amino acids)
Biological process (GO): non-motile cilium assembly
Cellular component (GO): ciliary transition zone
Source: RefSeq, a predicted model, not a curated record